Molecule: messenger RNA, 4643 nt
Organism: Symphalangus syndactylus (siamang)
Lineage: Eukaryota; Metazoa; Chordata; Mammalia; Primates; Hylobatidae
Gene: LANCL2
Product: LanC like glutathione S-transferase 2
Biological process (GO): carbohydrate metabolic process; peptide modification
Cellular component (GO): plasma membrane
Source: RefSeq, a predicted model, not a curated record
GUGAUGAAUAGGAGGGACUGUCUCCCUCCCCCAUCCCUCGGAGACUAGCCUUGCAGUGUUUUAGGCUGUUUUGAAAUUCUGUUCUUUAGAUUUUUUUUUUUUCUUAAUAUCAAACAAAGAACUGCUGCUAUUCCUUUGGGCUGGCGCAGCAGGGGCCGGUGAAAUGCAGGCUGACGGCGGCGCGCCAGGGGCUGCGCUCGCCCCGGUCGGCGACGCGCACACACCUUGAGUGACAGCGACCUCUUCUCUACAGGUUUUCCCCGCGGGAGCGUGGCCCUUGCGGGCGUUCGUUUUUUUCUGGAAAUCGCGGAGGGGGCUGGCCGGGGCAGCGACCCCGACCCCGGGACUCCAGCCCCGGCCGUGCGCGUCGCCGCGGACGGGCUCUGCGGGCCACGGGGAAGGUGCGAGGAGGCGCGAGCAGGCUGUGAGCCGCUGGGCGCUCCCGCGAACCCACUCCUCCCCGUCGGGAGCAGGGCAAAGGCGCCGGGAGCAGGGCAGAGGCACCGCGCCCACCGCCUCCGCAGCCGCCUGAUGUGCGAGCAGCCCGCGACGAGGCAGUGCACGCUCAGAGGCCCCGCUCCUCCCGCCAGCGCGCGGCCUCGCUCCUCCUAGAGGACGCUCUUUGCGCGAGCCCCCGGAGGAGGCGGCGGCGGGGCGAGCUGCAGCGCCGACACAGGAGGUUUGUCCCCGCCCGCGCGCCGUACCGCGGCGGAGAUGGGCGAGACCAUGUCAAAGAGGCUGAAGCUCCACCUGGGAGGGGAGGCAGAAAUGGAGGAACGGACGUUCGCCAACCUCUUCCCAGACUACGAGGCUGCCGCCGGGGCGCUGCUCGCCGCCGGAGCGGCCGAAGAGACAGGCUGUGUUCGUCCCCCGGCCACCACGGACGAGCCCGGCCUCCCUUUUAAUCAGGACGGGAAGAUCAUUCAUAAUUUCGUAAGACGGAUCCAGACCAAAAUUAAAGAUCUUCUGCAGCAAAUGGAAGAAGGGCUGAAGACAGCUGAUCCCCAUGACUGCUCUGCUUAUACUGGCUGGACAGGCAUAGCCCUUUUGUACCUGCAGUUGUACCGAGUCACAUGUGACCAAACCUACCUGCUCCGAUCCCUGGAUUAUGUAAAAAGAACACUUCGGAAUCUGAAUGGCCGCAGGGUCACCUUCCUCUGUGGGGAUGCUGGGCCCCUGGCUGUUGGAGCUGUGAUUUAUCACAAACUCAGAAGUGACUGUGAGUCCCAGGAAUGCGUCACAAAACUUUUGCAGCUCCAGAGAUCGGUUGUCUGCCAAGAUUCAGACCUUCCUGAUGAGCUGCUUUAUGGACGGGCAGGUUAUCUGUAUGCCUUACUGUACCUGAACACAGAGAUAGGUCCAGGCACCGUGUGUGAGUCAGCUAUUAAAGAGGUAGUCAAUGCUAUUAUUGAAUCGGGUAAGACUUUGUCAAGGGAAGAAAGAAAAACGGAGCGCUGCCCGCUGCUGUACCAGUGGCACCGGAAGCAGUACGUUGGAGCAGCCCAUGGCAUGGCCGGAAUUUACUAUAUGUUAAUGCAGCCAGCAGCGAAAGUGGACCAAGAAACCUUGACAGAAAUGGUGAAACCCAGUAUUGAUUAUGUGCGCCACAAAAAAUUCCGAUCUGGGAAUUACCCGUCGUCAUUAAGCAAUGAAACAGACCGGCUGGUGCACUGGUGCCAUGGCGCCCCGGGGGUCGUCCACAUGCUCAUGCAGGCAUACAAGGUCUUUAAGGAGGAGAAGUACUUGAAAGAGGCCAUGGAGUGUAGCGACGUGAUUUGGCAGCGAGGUUUGCUGCGGAAGGGCUACGGGAUAUGCCAUGGGACUGCUGGCAACGGCUACUCCUUCCUGUCCCUUUACCGCCUCACGCAGGAUAAGAAGUACCUCUACCGCGCUUGCAAGUUUGCAGAGUGGUGUCUAGAUUACGGAGCACACGGGUGCCGCAUUCCUGACAGACCCUAUUCGCUCUUUGAAGGCAUGGCUGGCGCUAUUCACUUUCUGUCCGAUGUCCUGGGACCAGAGACAUCACAGUUUCCAGCAUUUGAACUUGACUCUUCGAAGAGGGAUUAAAAGGUGCAAAAAGACAACUAAAAUACCCAUUUGGACCAAAAGCCACCAGAUUGCUUAGUGCCUGACACAGAAACAACUGGGAAUCUUGAAAGAGAAGCAGACACCGUCACAGGCCCCUCUGUUAGACUAGCAUGAGUGACCGAAGCCAUCCAUCAACAUUUUCUAACAGCACCCUCAUCGGCAUAAAAUAUGACUUCUUCACAUACAGAUUCUGUGUAGUGUUUGCAUGUUUCUUGGUGUUUGUUGUCUCCAGGUGUAAGCUGUAUUAAAUGGAAGGCCCUUCUAUUCCUGAGGGCUCAGAGCUGACCAUGCAUGAAUGUAUGGCAGUGUCCACUUUUCUGUAUAAAAUGUAUAAAGUGGGGUUUCUUCCAUAUUGACAAAUGAGGGAACAGGUGGUGUCUAUCUUGUAUAUCAGAAAGAUUAUCUAGGGUCUAUCCUAGUGAUAAUACAUUGUCAGCCUUUUCUGUGGCACCUUCCAGAUGAGUAUGAGGGACCAACCACUCCACGGACGGACAGGAGCAGCAGUUGCACAGGGGCGUGCUGGGGUGGUUUGGGAGUGCGCAGUUGAACGCUUCCUGUUUGGAUUUUGCACUCACCUUUGUGUUUUAAAGAAGCCUCAGGGUGCAUUGCAGCUCUGUCAGGGCCCCAUUCCCAGCAGAGGCUUCAGGUGCUUUGUGUAGAGUCCAGGGCAGCUGGAGCUUUGUGGGGGAGACUUCUGGACCCAAAGGGAGCUUUCCCAAGAAGCCUUUGAUGGCCACACUGCAGGCAGCAGUGACUAAGCACUGGCAUUUCCAGAACAUUUACCCAGGUAUAUGUUACUAAAACAGGCUCCACCUCAGUUUAUCAACAUUAUAAGUUACUGUUCUAAGAAGAGUAAAUAUAGUUCCAGAUGGGUUAUUACAGAUUAACAGAAAGACACUCAACUGGACUCAUGUCCCUGCAAUUAAACUUAUUUCAACCUUUUGGAAAGUUAUCAAAGUCUAAAUUUGGAAUGAAUGCAUCUCCUAUUAUUUUGUCUACUUUUGGGUGAUAAAAAGUACUAGCCCUCAUUUAUAGAUAUGAGAAACAUAAUGUUCUAACCAACAACAUUAUGGUAUUUGUGUGACUUUUAUUUAAAAAAAUGUGAGCGGUAGUUUGGGUUAGCCUACUUUCAUUAAUUCUAUCACGUAGAUUCCAGUUUUUAGAAGGGUUUCUGUCAUCAUGGAACAGGUGGUCUGGGACUAAGUACUUCUCGUCUUGUGAGCUAAGGCUUGUGUCAUGAAAGACAAGAGGCCUCUCUUAACAGCCCAGUCCUUGUCUGCAGGGGGCGUCCUGAGCAUUUCCCAGCCCCAGUGUCCACACCUCUCAGAAAGGAGAAAAAAGAAUGUCAGUUUAGGAGAAAAGCUUCCUUUUUACUUGUGUGGUUAUGUGUGGGGCUGGCACCCUAAAUGUGUGACAUUCAGCUUCUAAACGAUGCCUGGAGAGUCUCUUUGCUGCAGACACCCUUGCUCCUGAGUCAUGAUUAUUUUCUUUCAUGUUAGACUGAUGACUUCUGUGAAUAGAAAUCAUCCCGAUCCUAUUUUACCUGGCCUCCAGGGCCUGCUGAUGGGCUUUGCAGGCAGUCCAGCAGCCCACACCUGCAGGCAGGAUGCUGUCAUCAAUGAGCUGAGGGUAGCUGCUUUGCUGAAGACCUCACACGAUGUCCAAUCUCAUCCAAAUAACAUUGUUCCCAUCCUCCCGACCCACCACAUCAAAACACAACACAUCACAGCACUCAGUAGAGGUCCUGCCUCCCCGUUUCUCAAGGGAAGCCAGUAGGCAACACAGCCAGCAUGGUGCUCUCCAGGGCGGCCCCUCUCAGAGGAGGAGGCAGCUGGUGCAGCCAGGUGUCUGCAGAGCAGCCACAGGGCGGGUGUCUCCCCAGGUGAGUCCAUCCACACACAUGUUUGAAAAACACUAUUAGUCUUUCUAACACACUGAGGGAAAGAUUAAAAAAAUCUGUGGAAUAAAGGAGAUUUUAUUUACAGAUUUUUUUAAAAGCCACCUGGGUUGACACCUUCCUACUUAUCCACUAGAUGUCAUCAGAGGUGCUGUUCCGUGGCUCUGCAUUAACCCCUGCCUCAUGUCUGUCACAUGUGACAGUAAUUCCAGCUCGGUCCCUCCAGGCAAAGGAGAAACGGGACUUACUUCACAGGACAGGGGAUUGACAGAAGUCAGUUUAAGAGAAGUGGGACUUACUUACUUCACAGGACAGAGGAUUGACAGAAGUCAGUUUAAGAGAAGUGGGACUUACUUACUUACUUCACAGGACAGAGGAUUGACAGAAGUCAGUUUAAGAGAAGUGGGACUUACUUACUUCAUAGGACAGGGGAUUGACAGAAGUCAGUUUAAGUGAAGUGUUUGAAUCAGACCAGUACAUCUCAUUCAUUUCUUGGAUUUGUGUUCACAAUUGUGUUCUCUAAAAUGUGUCUAAAUUUUAAAGAUAUGUACAUGCAUAAUGUCAUUUUAAAAUACGAAAGAAAGAAUUUGAUGUCCACAAAAAGUGUUUGAGGUUCUUUGGUUUUGUUAGUAAAAGCCAGUUCUGUGGUGAUGACCUA